This is a messenger RNA of Panicum virgatum (switchgrass), 1520 nucleotides long. Its product is annotated as GDSL esterase/lipase EXL3-like. Lineage: Eukaryota; Viridiplantae; Streptophyta; Magnoliopsida; Poales; Poaceae. The transcript is spliced from 5 exons. Gene Ontology annotation, molecular function: hydrolase activity, acting on ester bonds. The coding region runs from base 218 to 1390 and encodes 390 amino acids. The record is from RefSeq and is a predicted model, not a curated record.
UUUAAAGGACACCCUAGCUAGCUAGCUAUUCCAGGUCGAAACAAAGAUGGUCAGUAGCCCAGGAGACCGAUCAGUGGCUGGAGUUCAUCGAGCGACUGAUCUCUCCUGCCCUGCCGCCGACGCCCACUUGUUCUAGCUUGUUAUUCCAAUCAGCCUGCCACGGUGGCGGGAGUGGAAGCGAUCGAAGGCAACAAGCCGCAGUGGUUGGAUACAGCUCAUGGGCCGUGUCGGUAGUGCCGCGCUGUCGCUGCUCGCCCUCGCCGUCGUGUCGCCAUGGCAGGCCGUGGCGGCGGCGGCGGGCAACGGGACGGCGGUCGGCGGCGGGAGCCCGCGGGUGCCGGCCCUCCUGGUGUUCGGCGACUCCUUCGUCGACACGGGCAACAACAACGCCGUCCUCACGCUCGCCAGGUCCGACUUCCGCCCGUACGGCAAGGACCUCAACGGCGGCGUCCCCACCGGCCGCUUCUCCAACGGCCGGAUCCCCACCGACUUGCUAGCGUCCCGUCUCGGCCUCAAGGACCUGGUUCCGGCGUACCUCGGCGCUGACCUCACCGACGACGACCUCCUCACCGGCGUCAGCUUCGCUUCAGCGGGCACCGGCUACGACCCUCUCACCUCCACUCUAGUGGCCGUCCUGCCGAUGCAGGAGGAGCUCAACAUGUUUGCCGAGUACAAGGAGAAGCUGGCAGGGAUUGUCGGAGAAGAGGCCGCCGCGGGCAUCGUUUCCAAGAGCCUGUUCUUGGUCUGCGCCGGCACAGACGACAUCGCCAACAACUACUACCUCGCCCCGGUCAGGCCUCUGCAGUACGACAUCUCGGCGUACGUCAAUUUCCUUGUUCAGCAGGCCUGCGAUUUCAUGAAGGUUUCAUUCAGGCUACUGAAACAAACAACCAAGGGUACAGUGUCUGAUCAUGAUUGGCGUCGCCUGUUGCUGCUGCAGCAACUGUACCAGCAAGGUGCCAGGCGGAUCGCGAUCCUGGGGCUCCCGCCGAUCGGGUGCGUGCCGUCGCAGCGGACCCUCGCCGGCGGCCUCGCCAGGGACUGCGACCCGGCGCGCAACCGCGCGGCGCGGCUGUUCAACUCCCGGCUGCAGGCGGCGGUCGCGCGGCUCCAGGGGGAGCUCCGGUGCCAGAGGAUCGGCUACGUGGACAUCUACGACGUCCUGCGCGACAUGAUCGCGGACCCCUGCAAAUACGGGUUUGACGUCUCGACGAGAGGAUGCUGCGGCACCGGGGACUUGGAGGUGUCGCUCCUGUGCAACCAGCUGACGGCGGCGACGUGCCCCGACGACCGGAAGUACGUGUUCUGGGACAGCUUCCAUCCUACCGAGAGGGCUUACGAGAUCAUUGUGGACUAUCUGUUCCCAAGAUAUGUAGAGAAGCUGCUGUGAUCGUUCGUGCAUUGUUUCAUGGCUGGCAAGCCUGUGUCGAUGGCGUUGCUCGCAGAGACAGCGAAAGCAGGCAGUUGUUCUACUUCUUCAUCUAAAUAAAUAAAUGAACAAAAAAGAGAAAUUCAACGGA